Messenger RNA from Rhodotorula graminis WP1, 2141 nucleotides. RefSeq lists its product as uncharacterized. Gene Ontology annotation, molecular function: cysteine-type deubiquitinase activity. The transcript has 7 exons. Bases 53 to 1897 code for a protein of 614 amino acids. Gene Ontology annotation, biological process: protein deubiquitination. The record is from RefSeq and is a predicted model, not a curated record. NCBI's taxonomy places the organism in Eukaryota, Fungi, Basidiomycota, Microbotryomycetes, Sporidiobolales, Sporidiobolaceae.
GUCGCGCCUCCCUCGUCAGCGCGACUCGGGCUCGGCUCUCUGCCGCUCGCUCAUGGCCAAGGGCGCGCGGCACGACCUCAAGGGCAAAGGCAAGGCCCGCGAGCGCUCGUACGGCAAGGCGCGCGACCGCACGAGGGGGGACAAGCCCCGGCUCAUCGAGGACCCAGAGCUCGAGGAAAGGGUCCUGUCGAGCCAGCUCAAGGAUGCGGGCCUCUACGCGGCCAACAUCCUCGGCGAUGGCAACUGCCUCUUUCGCGCACUGUCCGACCAGCUGUACGGCUCGCCGAGCAUGCACCAGGCCAUCCGGACCGAGAUCUGCAACUACCUGGCCAGCCACCCGGACAAGUACCGCCUCUUUGUCGACGAGGACUCGGUCAAGGGCGGCUUCGACGGUCACGUUCGCGAGAUGCGCCAGAACGGUACGUACGGCACCAACAUCGAGCUGUCGGCGUUUGUCGCACGAUACCGCCGCCCCGUCAAGGUGUACCAGCCCAACCUCGUCUACGUCCUGCCCGUCGAGGAAAAGGGCCCGUCCACCAGCGCGUCGUCAUCCUCGCCACCGCCUCCACCAGCACCGUCACUCGCCCAAGCAGGCGACGGCGACAAGCUGACGCCGAGGGAAAGGCGGCUCAAGGCGCGCCAGGACAAGCUCGGCGCCAAGGGCAAGGGCAAGCAGCGCGACGCGGCGGCGGCAGCGGCGAGCGACAAGGUCGAGGCGGCUUCACGUCCUGCGCCAUCUGCGCCCGAGCCGUUCGACGACUCGCCCCUGUGCAUCGUCUACCACUCGUGGGAGCACUACUCGAGCCUGCGCAACAUCAGCGGGCCGCACACUGGGCCUCCUCGUCUGCGCGUCGGUCGGGUCAACUCGCCGGCGGUCAACAACGGCGGUGCUGCUGCUUCGAGCGACGCGCGGCAGGACGACGAGUCGGCCGAGCGCGGGCCUGCGCGAGACGUCGACGAGGAGGAGGAGGAGGAGAAGGUCGAUGAUGAGCGCGACGAGGACACGACGAUGGACGAGUCGCAGGACACGGUCGCUCCGCCUCGACGCACGCCUCGUGGCUCGCCGCCGACCGACCACCCGCUCCCGGCCGUCCGCACCGCCCUCGCUCGCGCCCGUCCCUCGGCCGACGGCCCAGCCCCAGCCGAGUCGUCCGGCGUCCUGCCGCAGCCGAGCAUCCCCAUCUUCCCUCCCUCGGACUCGUCCGCCUCGCCUUCUUCGCCGCCGUCGUCCUCGGCGUCGUCCCCUCCUCCUCCCGCCGGCAGCGCCGACUCGACGACCCGCCCGCCCAAGCACCUCCUCGACCGCUCGCUGUCGCAGCCGCGCUCGUACUCGCCCCUGUCGAUCUCGAGCUCCUCGUCCGCCGCGCCUCCGACCACGUCCGACCACGACGACGCCGAGCUCGACGUCAACGACAACGACCGCGCCGGUCCGCGCACGCGCAGCCGGCUCGCGUCGCCGGCGAGCGGCAGCGUGCGCAGUGCCGCGAGCAGCAGCAGCAGCAGUGGGACGUCGACGGGCGUUGCGAGCUCGGCUGCUGUCGCCGAGGACGACGAGGACGCGAGCGAGUCGAGCUCGCGAGCGUCGCCUGCUGCGCCCGCCGCGUCGUCCUCGCCGGCGCCGCCAGUGCCUGCGACGCGCGGCAAAAGUCGCGGCAAGGUGCCACCGCCGCCGAGGGAGCGUCGCGGGCCGACGAGCAGCGAGAAGAAGGAGCUCGCGCGCGUGCGGCGCCUCGAGCGGCGGCGGGCCAAGGGCGGGCUCGGUCGAGCGGGCGACGGCGACGACGAGGGGCGCGUGCUGCGCAGUGGGAGGCGCACGAGCGGGGCGGGCGGGCAGCGGCAGGUGUCGCAGCAGCAGGCGGACGCUGGGCUCGGCAAGGUGCGCGAGCUGUUCAUCUGAGGCUCGCCGCAGGCCCUUCCCCCCUGUCUCUCACUCUCCCUCUCCCUCUCCCUCGUUCCCUUAGUCGUCCUGUCCGUGUCCUCCCUUAUCGUCGUACCUCCUCGCACCCCACCCUCGUUCCCCGUCGUCCCUUCCGUUCCCUCCUGCACCCCCUCUCGCUCACGCCCCCCUCGCCCUGUUCACGACCGCUCGUUCUUCUCUCGCAAUGUCUUCCCUGCAAUCUGUCACGUGUCUUCUCUCUCUC